Messenger RNA from Pseudonaja textilis, 701 nucleotides. The record is from RefSeq and is a predicted model, not a curated record. NCBI's taxonomy places the organism in Eukaryota, Metazoa, Chordata, Lepidosauria, Squamata, Elapidae.
AGUUUAUGGAUUGCUUCAUGGUGGGCCGGGAUCUGGUGCGCCUCCUCCAAAGCGUGGCCCGGAUUCCGGAGUUUGAGCAGCUUUGGAAGGACAUCAUCCACAACCCCCAGGCCCUGAGUCCUCAGUUCACAGGGAUGUUGCAGCUUCUGCAGUCAAGGACGUCCCGGAAAUUUCUGGCUUGUCGUCUCACCCCGGAUAUGGAAACCAAGUUGCUUUUCAUGACCUCCCGGGUGCGUUUGGGUCAACAGAAGCGGUAUCAAGACUGGUUCCAGCGCCAGUAUCUCUCCACCCCGGAUAGCCAGUCCUUGCGCUGCGACCUCAUCCGUUACAUCUGCGGGGUGGUCCACCCAUCCAACGAGGUGCUUAGCUCCGACAUCCUCCCACGCUGGGCCAUCAUCGGGUGGCUGCUCACCACCUGCACGUCUAACGUGGCUGCUUCCAACGCCAAACUCGCCCUGUUUUACGACUGGCUGUUCUUCAACCCCGAUAAGGACAGCAUCAUGAAUAUUGAGCCCGCCAUCUUCGUCAUGUAUCAUUCCAUGAAACCCCAUCCGGCAAUCACAGCUACCCUGCUGGACUUCAUGUGUCGGAUCAUUCCGAACUUUUAUCCCGCGUUGGAGGCCCACGUCCGUCAAGGCGUCUUCAACUCCCUCACCCACAUCGUGGAGAAGCGCGUCUUGGCGUAAGACUCUUGGGGUGGG